CCCAUUGUACCCCAUUUCACCCCACCCCACCCCAUUUUCACCCCAUAUCCCACCCCGUAUCCCGCAGGAUGCGGCGGGGGGGCUGGCAGUGGCUGUUCCUGGCCGCGCUGUGCCUGGCAGGGGGCUCCCCUCCCCCCCCCCCCGAGCGGGGGUCUCGCCGGGACCUUCCGGGGGUCCCCCACGAUGACACCCACGGCUUCUCCUACGACCACGACGCCUUCCUGGGCCCCGAGGAGGCGCGAGCCUUCCAGCAGCUGCAGCCCGAGGAGAGCCGCCGCCGUUUGGGGCUGCUGGUGGGGCUGAUCGAUGCGGACGGCGACGCGGCGGUGACGGAGGCGGAGCUGCAGGCGUGGAUCGAAAGGACCAGGAGGAGAUCGAGGGAGGAGAGCCUGAAACGGGGCCUGCAGCGAUACGACACCAACGGGGACGGGGCUGUGGGGUGGGACGAGUAUCGGGACGAGGCCUACGGACCGCCGGGCUCGGAUUUCGGGGCGCUGGAGGACGCCCAGACGUACGCCCGCAUGGCGGCCCGCGACGAGCGCCGCUUCCGCGCCGCCGACCGCGACGGGGACAUGGCGGCCACCGCGGCCGAGCUGGGCGCCUUCCUGCACCCCGAGGACUUCGAGCACAUGCAGGACGUCGUGGCCAUGGAGACAAUAGAGGACAUGGACAAGGAUGGGGACGGCUUCAUCCAGCUGGAGGAGUACAUCGGUGAGGGGGGCACCGCCACCCCAACCCCACGUCCGUGUCCCCAACCCCACGUCCCUCCCUGUCCCAUCCUGAGUCCC
This is a messenger RNA of Phasianus colchicus (ring-necked pheasant), 788 nucleotides long. The record is from RefSeq and is a predicted model, not a curated record. NCBI's taxonomy places the organism in Eukaryota, Metazoa, Chordata, Aves, Galliformes, Phasianidae.